AUGGUUUCCUCAAUUGAAUGUUUAAUGGAUAAGUUUUGGCRAGUUGAGGAACCAGAAGCUGCCCCUGAAACCUUCACAACUGACGGACGGUGUGAAACGAUUUUUCGUGAUAAUUUUUCACGUGAUGAAUCCGGACGUUUUGUAGUGCCUCUGUUGUUCCGCCAGUCGGUUGCGGACAACACAUUUUCCGGGUCACGCGCUGUCGCUCUCAAACGUUUUGAGUCUCUCGAGCGAAAGCUUACGUCGGACAGCCGGCUUCGUGAAGCAUAUUGUCAUUUUAUGGACGAAUACUUGUCUUUAGGACACAUGUCUACCGCUCCCUCUGAAGGUUCAUAUUUUAUACCUCACCACGCCGUAUUCAAGUCUUCCGACCCACAAGCAAAAAUUCGUGUCGUAUUCGACGCAUCCGCCCAGUCGUUUUCWAGCACCUCUUUAAAUCAAUGUUUAUUCGCAGGCCCGAAACUACAGCGAGACGUUAUUGAUGUGCUCCUGCUGUUCCGUCUACCGCGUCAUGCCUUUACCGCGGACAUUAAUAAAAUGUACCGACAGAUUCUGUUGAAUCCCGAACAUCGUUGUUAUCAGCACAUUUUGUGGCGUGCAUCCCCGCAGGAUGAACUCAAGGCUUACGAAUUAAAUACUGUAACCUACGGGGUGAAUUGUGCCCCUUUCUUGGCUAUACGGGUACUUAGACACAUCGCCGAAUCCGAUUGUGUGGAUCUUCCUGCUGUCCGUGACGCAUUGAUGUUUAGCACGUACGUCGACGAUAUCUGUGUGGGUGGAGACACUGUGGAGGAAGCAGUCGCACUUCAAACUGGUUUAAUAAACGUUCUACAACGGGCAGGAAUGACAUUAAAAAAGUGGUCGAGCAAUACCCUCGCGAUCUUAGAUAAAGUGCCACCAGAAGAUAGAGCCUGCGGGUUGUUGUCGUUUGAUGAUGAUGCUAAUAGUGGUUCAAAGGUCUUAGGCAUUCAGUGGUCACAACGGGAUGACACGUUUUCGUACAUUGUUCAGUCAGAACGAYUAAUUACAACUAAGCGGGGCAUGUUGUCCUUGAUUGCCCGUAUAUUCGACCCGCUUGGUCUGUUAGCUCCAGUGAUAUUCUUUGCAAAGCACUUGAUGCAGCGCGUGUGGCAACUAGGUAUUUCAUGGGACGAUCCGUUGCCCGCCGAUAUAGUUGACAUUUGGGACAAAUUCGUGGCGGAUCUUCCGGUUUUGCAGCAAGUAUCUAUUCCCCGUUUCGUCGGUACCCAACUUGACGUCCAGUGUCAUUUGUGCGGUUUCUGUGACGCGUCCGAAAGGGGAUAUUCCGCUGUCGUAUAUUUGAGAUUAUUUAAUCACUCCGGACCGCCGGUCAUUUCAUUGUUAGGUGCCAAGACCAAAAUGGCYCCUAUUAAGGCGUCGACGAUUCCACGUUUGGAACUCUGUGCGGCCGUGUUACUAGCUCGAUGGAUGGUUCGAGUUCAAACCACAUUGAAUCUUAAAGUUCGGAUUGUAAAAAUGUACGCGUGGUCAGAUUCAACUACYGUUUUAAGUUGGCUGAAGGUACCACAUGAAAAAUUCAAGGUUUUUGUCUCAAACCGCAUACACAAGGUGAAAACGUUGAUACCAGAUUGCCAUUGGGGUUAUAUAUCGUCAGCCAAAAACCCUGCAGAUUGCGCGUCGCGAGGGGUUUUUCCUACGGAAUUGUUCAAUCACAAGUUGUACUGGGAUGGACCUGAAAUUCUGUACCAAGAUGUUCUCGAUGUGCCGACGUUAAGUUCAGACAUCAAUGUCGAAAUGUUACCAGAAUUGAAAUCUCAAUUGCCAGUGAC
Molecule: messenger RNA, 1811 nt
Organism: Diuraphis noxia (Russian wheat aphid)
Lineage: Eukaryota; Metazoa; Arthropoda; Insecta; Hemiptera; Aphididae
Biological process (GO): DNA integration
Molecular function (GO): nucleic acid binding; zinc ion binding
Source: RefSeq, a predicted model, not a curated record